AUGAACGCGGGACAGCAGACGACGAGACGGCUGGCUGCGAGAGCAGGCUCGUCGAUAUGCCACUCUUGUAGAGCAUCGGUCCCGCGCAACACGUACGCAACGGCCGCUGCAACUGCAGUCCAAACCGAGGAUCCAUUCAGCCAGCAUGUACCGCCAGUUGCCCAUCCAUCUACAGCCUAUGCCGUCAAUGCCGGUGUUGUUCUCUCCCGCCCCCCACAAAUAACACGCGACCUCCACCCAUUCGAAGCCGCCUUUUUUCUCUAUCAGCGUCGAUUGAACGAGCGUCUUGCCCUGCCUUUCACACGAUAUUUCUACUUCAAGAAGCGGACCCCUGCCGACCUCGAAUGGAAACGGAAGAUGCGGCAGCGUCUCACCCCCGCCCGCGACAUCGGACGGUACAAGGGCUACGGCGAUGAAGCGUGGAACGAUGAAGUAUUGGUUGGAGCAAAAGAAAGCGAUUUUGAGUGGCAAGUGGGCAGUUUGAUUGAAGAUGCGGAGAACUCUGGCGCAGAGGGCGCCCCUGCAGCCACAGGUGCGGCUGCGAAGAAGGUGGACCGCGAGCCGGUCGACAAGCCUAUGCCACGAGUCACUGUAGCGGAUGAGAAGAACGACACAAAGAGUCUAAAUCGUGCACUACAGAGGACGUUGUAUCUGUUGGUCAAGAACAAAGAGGGGCAAUGGCAGUUUCCUCAGGACAAGCUGUUGGAGGAGCAUCUUCAUGGUGCCGCUAACCGUAUCCUCACUCAAGCCGCUGGACCAAAUAUGAACACAUGGGUAGUUGGACAUGUACCAAUCGGUCAGCAUCAGCUCGAGUACCCUGAGCCAAAAGCAAUGGGUAGCCUCAAGGAAUAUGGCGCAAAGACCUUCUUCAUGAAGGCACGUAUCAUGGCCGGACAGGCUGACCUCAAGGAUAAUAAGUUUGGUCUCCAAGAUUUCAAGUGGCUUGCGAAGGAAGAGUUACAGAAAGAGGUAGAUGACCGUUACUGGAAGUCGGUCAAGAACAUGCUGGCCGAGCGGUGA
This is a messenger RNA of Plenodomus lingam JN3, 1020 nucleotides long. Its product is annotated as mitochondrial 54S ribosomal protein mL46. The record is from RefSeq and is a predicted model, not a curated record. Gene Ontology annotation, cellular component: mitochondrial large ribosomal subunit. NCBI's taxonomy places the organism in Eukaryota, Fungi, Ascomycota, Dothideomycetes, Pleosporales, Leptosphaeriaceae. Gene Ontology annotation, molecular function: structural constituent of ribosome.